Molecule: messenger RNA, 1397 nt
Organism: Myxocyprinus asiaticus (Chinese sucker)
Lineage: Eukaryota; Metazoa; Chordata; Actinopteri; Cypriniformes; Catostomidae
Gene: odf2a
Product: outer dense fiber of sperm tails 2a
Biological process (GO): regulation of cilium assembly
Cellular component (GO): centrosome
Source: RefSeq, a predicted model, not a curated record
UCCUUCUCUUCCAUUUAAUGGGCUGCGUCCGAAACCAGGAAAAUGCUACAUUCGGAGGCUGUAUACGGAGGCAGGAUGUAAAUAAGAGAUCAAUGAGUACAAGCUCUUCCUCUCCACCACUGCACGUGCACGUGAACGAGAGCACACCUGUGCACGUGCGCUUGAAGAAGAGCAGUUCUACCAAGACAGCCCAGUCUUCUACACAGGAAUCUCAGUUGGCAGAUGCUGUGUCAGCUGCAGAGAACUGGAGCAGUGACCAUGCAAAAGAGAUGAAGGACAAGGGACAGCUAGAGAUGGAGAUCACAUUGCUGAACAGUCAUAUUACAGACCUGACAGAACAGUUGCAUGGGCAGGAGGAAAAGGCCAGAUCUGAAAGAGAUGGACUUUUAGAUCGGCUGAAUGAGCUCACUACAGAGAACACAACUGUUCGCCUAGAGAACCAGAGCAUUAAGUUGUGACGAUCUGCCACUUUAUCUGCCUUGGAGGAGAAGUUGACGUUGUCCCAGUAUGAGGUUCAGCAGGUCAAAGUCUCUGUAAAGCACUAUGAGAGUUUAGUGGACCGCUAUAAAGCCCAGGUGCAAAACACCCGUGCUGAAGCAGAUGAGUACUGUGCAUGUCUGCAGGUGGCCGAACGUGAAGCUCAGACAGUUAGAGAGGAGCUGGACCAAGAGAUCCAGCAGGUCAGCAAGCAGCUCCUUGGUCGUGCGGCAGAGCAUGAGCUGCUACCUGAAGCUCUGAGACUUGCUGAACUGCAGUUGCAGGAAGCUCAUGAGGAGUAUGCUCAAGAAAGGAGACACCACAAGCUCACCACGGCGCUUGCAGAGCUGCGCAUUAAGGUGGAGCAGCAGGGCAGUCAGGUAGAGAUGGUGCGUCACAAGAACAUGGUGGUACUGGAUUGAAACAAGCAGCUUCAGCACAAAGCAGAGGCUCUUGAACGAAAGUUGGAGGAGGCUAACUCCCAAAAUCGAGACCUCAUGCAGGUGAUUGCAAAACGUGAAGAGACUAUUCAUAGCAACCAGGUGCGUCUGGAAGAAAAGUCUCGGGAAUGCAGUAUUCUCACCCGGCAGCUGGAAGAGGCGCUGGACGAUGCUCGGCGGCAGGUUGCUCAGACCAGGGAGCGAGCAGCUUCUAAAGAAUGUGCUACGCAGUCAAAAGUUGUUGACCUAGAGACUCAGCUGAGCAGGACAACGACUGAGCUAAACCAGUUACGACGUGGCAAAGAGGAGGCGGAACGGAGGUACCAGAGCCGUUUACAAGACGUCAAAGACAGAUUUGAGCAGUCUGACAGCACAAACCGUAGUCUCCAGAACUAUGUCCAGUUCCUCAAAUCUUCCUACGCCAAUGUGUUUGGAGAUGCUCUCACUGGGUCCUCAUUUCGCACACCUUCACCAAUCUGA